CUGCAUUACCGGCAUUACUAAUUUGGGUGUUUCAGGAAACAUAACCAAACCAACUACAAAUUUCGGUUUCUGUUCUAAUUUAAAAAAUGCCGGCCUACCAUUCAGUUUUCUUGGACCAUCAGCAGUCCGUCGGUAACACAGCAAUCCUCCCCUUUAAAACGCAAUUCCGGGGUCCUGCGCCCCUUUUCACGGGUCAGUCCGCCGAUCAAGACAUCAUAGACGAAGCCCUCUACUACUUCAAAGCCAACGUGUUCUUCCGUACUUACGAGAUAAAGUCAGAAGCCGACCGCUUGCUAAUCUACAUUACUCUCUAUAUCACCGAGUGUCUCAAAAAGCUCCAGCGGUGCUCCAAUAGGAACCUCGGCCAGAAUGAGAUGUACACCCUAGCGAUUUCGCGGUUUGACAUUCCGGGGGACCCAGGGUUCCCCUUGAACUCGGUGUACAGUCGCGCGAAGUCGCCGACUGACGCCGAGUUCAUGAGGGCGUAUUUGACGCAGUUGAGGCAGGAAGUGGGGCUGCGGGUGGUGGAUAAGGUGUUUGGGGAGGACGGGAAGCCGAGUAAGUGGUGGCUGUGUUUCGCUAAGAAGAAGUUUAUGGAUAAGUCGUUGUCGGGCCCGGGGCAGUGAGCAGUAUUUUAUUAAUUGAGCUUUAUUUUUAAAUGGAGACUUGUAUUAUGGGUGCAUUUUUUUGUAAAUAAAUAUCAUGCGUCUGA
This is a messenger RNA of Zophobas morio, 712 nucleotides long. Its product is annotated as actin-related protein 2/3 complex subunit 3-B-like. The record is from RefSeq and is a predicted model, not a curated record. The transcript has 3 exons. Gene Ontology annotation, molecular function: actin filament binding. Gene Ontology annotation, biological process: regulation of actin filament polymerization; Arp2/3 complex-mediated actin nucleation. NCBI's taxonomy places the organism in Eukaryota, Metazoa, Arthropoda, Insecta, Coleoptera, Tenebrionidae. Gene Ontology annotation, cellular component: Arp2/3 protein complex; cytoskeleton. The coding region runs from base 87 to 626 and encodes 179 amino acids.